UCCGCCACAUGCUAUUAUAAGCAACCCGCUCCCACACCUAAGCAGUGGGUCCGGCAGAAACACAGAGGGGGAGUUGUGUGAAUGGACGGCGGGAUAGAGGCAUAGAGAGGGCGAGAGAAGGGAUACUUCUCGGUUAUCUAACUGAACCUGGAGAACAACAGAAGAUUAGCUCCUUACGCACGCUAAGAUGGCGCUCCCCACUGUGAUGGUGCUGCCCAUGCUGAUCGUGGUGGCUGCUGGGAUCUACUACAUCUACAACGAGAUCAUCCAGUACAUGUCCAAGUCCAUGGUCAAGAACAAAGUGGUGGUCAUCACUGAUGCUGUGUCCGGAGUGGGAAGUGAGUGUGCUCAUCACUUCCAUAAGGGUGGUGCCAGGCUGAUUCUGUGUGGGGCCAGCUGGGACAAGAUGGAGUCUCUGUACGACACAUUGACCAGCGGGGCUGACCCCAGAGUGACGUUCCCUCCCAAGCUGGUGCUGCUGGACUUCAGUGACAUGGACAGUAUGCCUGAGGUGGUGAAUGAGGUGGUGGAGUGCUACGGCUGUGUGGACAUCCUGGUGUGUAACAGCAGCAUGAAGCUGAAGGCCCCCGUACAUACUGUCUCACUGGAGCUGGACAGGAACAUCAUGGACAUCAACUACUUUGGACCCAGCACCUUGGCCAAAGGUGUCCUUCCAGCUAUGAUGUCUAGGAGGUCUGGUCACAUUCUAUUGGUCAACAGCAUCCAGGGCAGACUGGCUAUCCCCUUCAGAACCUCCUACUCGGCCUCAAAGCAUGCGGUGCAAGCGUUCUUUGACUCCCUGCGAGCGGAGGUGGAGGAGUAUGGGAUAAUAGUAAGCACUAUCAGCCACACCUUCAUCAACGCAGCUUUACCCUCCACCCCUCCGGCUAAACCUCAGGGCCUGUCUACAUUUGGCGUGCGCCCGGCCGAUCUGGCCAAUGAGAUAAUGCGAACGGUGAGCAGGAAGAAGAAAGAGGUUUUGCUGGCCCACCCCAUCCCCUGGGUCGCUCUCUACCUCCGCUCCUUCUUUCCCUCUUUCUUCUUUGCCGUGGUUGCUGCUGGAGUGAAGGACUCUGCCAUGGCAGAACAGAUGCAGUAGAAGGAAGGGAAGAGAGAAUAAGAAAAUUAAAGAAGGACAAUAGAAUGUAUAGUGUAUUAUGGCAUAAUGCAAUGAAAUCUAACCCAUCGGGGCAAUUUAGAAGCCUUUGCCACAUGGACAUGGCCUCUGAUGUUAUUGCAGUUUGCAUUGGGUCCUGUAGAUGGCAGCAGAUCACUGUUGUAUUCUUAUGUCAUGUCUGUGCAGAAAAGAUGCCAAAGUUGCACCACCCACUACUAUCAAAAUUAACUUUUGCUCUAACUUUAAACAUUGCUUCUAUUGGAUAUUUCAAUGUUUAGCCUAACCAUAAUUAGAAUAUAUGACCUCAUAUGUUGUUUUGUGGGUGAUCGUUAAUGUUGUCUUUUCAUUUGACCAAUACACUUGUCCAUGUGAAUUACA
This is a messenger RNA of Oncorhynchus mykiss (rainbow trout), 1495 nucleotides long. RefSeq names its product dehydrogenase/reductase 7Cb (gene dhrs7cb). The record is from RefSeq and is a predicted model, not a curated record. Gene Ontology annotation, biological process: intracellular calcium ion homeostasis. Gene Ontology annotation, molecular function: oxidoreductase activity, acting on the CH-OH group of donors, NAD or NADP as acceptor. NCBI's taxonomy places the organism in Eukaryota, Metazoa, Chordata, Actinopteri, Salmoniformes, Salmonidae.